CAAACUUAAACUCGCGCGCGACGGUCGGUAGAGCGGCAUACGAUAGCAUACUAAAUACCAUAUAGUAGCGCAUUCUGGCAGAUCGGGUUCGUGCAGCGAUCAGCCUUCAGUGCCGUGCCUCCUUCCUACGACUCGGACAAUCGAUCGGAUCGGUGUUCCUGGCUCCAUUUGUCGGCUCGGGUCUUUAAUUGCGUCACUAAUGAGCUGCAUUUAUGUUAAUCUCCGCACACGGGACGUCUAAGCAUUUCAAGCGACACUCAGCGAUCCAAAGAUCCAACGAUCCAGCCAUCCCGGGACUCUCCAGCUUUCGGCACUUCUUCUCUUCUUUUCCUUUUGUAUUUUUGGUAGUUUUCACCUGCUGAGCCGUUUAUGGUUAUUGCCGCAAUUCCGUUGUGACAGUCGGAGGCGCUUUAUCAUAAAUUAAAAAAUCGUGUAGUCGGACAGAGCUGGACCCCCGCUCGGUCCCCGCGGCCCAACUGAUGGAUGAUGGUGCCGCCGCUGAUGCCAGUUUCGGCUGUGAGUUAUGGCCGGGCCAAGGCGGAGAUUUGCAUGAAUGAAACGCACGCGCUGAUAAACGAGCUGCUGGCCACAACAGCACCAUCCGUGCCAGCACCAGCCCCACUUCCAGCCUCAGCCUCAGUCCCAUCAUCAUCUCGAAAACUGUUUUGUGAUCCGAUCUUGGUGCUCUCGCGAUGACUUAAUUGAAACGCCGCUGGCAGAAGCAGAAGGUGUUAAUUAGCAUAUGAACAACUGGACAGAAAAAAAAGCUUGCCGCGUUGUGUAUUUUGUGUGUUCGGUUUUUGGAUUUCGGUUCUCGGUUUUCGAUUUUUGGCCGUCGUCGGUUUGCGAUUCGGUAUUGGUCACUACCGCCUGGCUGGUCCUAUUCGUACAAGUGUGUAUUUGUGUGUUUUAUUGACUGCUGCCGUCUGCGUUUUCGGAUCAUUAAUAACAACAACCAGACAUUGAGGCAUUAGCUUACAUCCAAUAGAAGUUCUGUAUCGGCUCGGUUCGGUUUCCUAUGGCAGUGGUUUACGAGUAAAACGGAGCUAUAGGAACGGGUCGUAUCGCUGGAAUAACAGCAGCAUCAGCGAAAGGAAUACUCCAGGCCCGAGAUUGGAAUGGGAAUGGAAAUCGAGACUCUCAGUGCGAAUGGGAUAUGAUGAUAGUGGAGGCAACUGUUGCGCCUGUAUUCGUGUUGUGUGCCGCCACGGAUCUGCAUCGUCAUGUGGAAAACACAUAACAAGCUCUUAAUCUACAUACUCUGGAUUAUGGAAAUAAGAUUAGUGUCCAGCUUUACAUCCGCCAUGCUCUGCGGCCGCAUUCCGGGCCUGACCUUGCCCCAGCGCCAGCUGUGCGGAGAGAUGCCGGACGCCCUGAUCGCCCUGGGCGAGGGCCAUCAGCUGGGUGCACAGGAGUGCCAGCAGCAGUUUCGGGGCCACCGCUGGAACUGCUCAGAGGUGUGGCAGCGUAAUGUCUUUGCCCAUGUCAUACCCAUUGCUUCACGGGAGGCUGCGUAUACGUAUGCCAUAGCUAGUGCUGGAGCUGCCUAUGCAGUGACUGCUGCAUGUGCGCGCGGCAACAUCUCCACCUGCGGAUGCGAUGUGCGCCAUAAGGCUGGCCCCUCCACGGAUGGCACUCCAGCCGAGGCCUGGAAAUGGGGCGGCUGUUCUGCGGAUGUGGACUUUGGCAUGAGAUACACCCGCAAGUUCCUCGAUGCGCGGGAGCUCGAGCACGACGCCCGCACGCUGAUGAAUCUCCACAACAAUCGAGCCGGGCGAACGCUGGUAAAGAAAAUGCUUCGCACGGACUGCAAGUGCCAUGGCGUGAGCGGCUCCUGUGUGAUGAAGACCUGCUGGAAGAGCCUGCCACCGUUCCGUCUGAUCGGCGACAAGCUCAUGCAGAAGUAUCAUAAAGCCAAAACUGUUCAAGCCGUUCGAGGCAAACGUGGACUGAGAUUAGUAAUAAGCAGAAGGAAACAUGGAAGUGCCCGCCCCGCUAAGCCUGCUUUGGUGUGGCCAAAGCGCAUGGAGCUGAUCUACCUGGAGGCGUCGCCGAACUACUGCGAGCGCAGCCUUCAGACGGGCACCCUUGGCACGGUGGGUCGUCUCUGCCAGCGGAAUGGACACGGAUCCCAGAGCUGUGACCUGUUGUGCUGUGGGCGUGGCCACAACACGCAGCACAUCCGACGCAGCAAGCAGUGCCGCUGCCAGUUCCGAUGGUGUUGCCAGGUGGAGUGCGAGCUGUGCGACGAAAGCUACGAGGAGUUCACCUGUAAAUAGCACGGACCUACCAGGAGACACUCAAUGUUGAUAGCACUAGGAUUAUGUCAUAACUAAAGCGUUAAUUAAGUAUUAUCCGAAAUGUAUUACACUCACACCCACACAGGAGAAGACACA
Messenger RNA from Drosophila subobscura, 2396 nucleotides. RefSeq names its product protein Wnt-2 (gene Wnt2). Gene Ontology annotation, biological process: positive regulation of JNK cascade; neuron differentiation; cell fate commitment. Bases 1224 to 2279 code for a protein of 351 amino acids. The record is from RefSeq and is a predicted model, not a curated record. Gene Ontology annotation, cellular component: extracellular region. Gene Ontology annotation, molecular function: frizzled binding; cytokine activity. Lineage: Eukaryota; Metazoa; Arthropoda; Insecta; Diptera; Drosophilidae. The transcript is spliced from 5 exons.